AAACAUUGGAUCAAGAGCUAGAGAAAUUGUAGGAGAAGAAUGAGCAAUAAUCCCCCUUCCCUCCUUUCCCUGGCAAUAGACGCAACACUUAUUAAUUUCCAUAAUAUCUCCCACGAUCUUUCAUUUCUCCCCGAACACAUCCUCAUCGAUCUUUUUCUGAGAACUUUAAAAGCUGGAAAAUUAACCCCAAGGAUCUUGAAACUUUUUGUGGCCACUGAAAAGGAGGAAAUUCUUUCUAUGAUUCAAGCACUUAAUAUUCAGCUUGUUUUAACACCCGUCCUUCCCACUAGGUGCUCGGAAAAGUUCUAAAGGUGGACACAGUUUGACUUUCUUCUGAGUUAUAAUAUGUCUCCAGCGAGUGUAAAUGACAAUGAAGUAGAUAUUGUGAUUGGUGCUUUCCGCUCUGAUCUAACGUCUUUCAUGGAAGAAUGGAGACCGAUAUUUUCUCGAUUUCAUUUGAUAGUUGUGAAAGAUCCUGAUGUUAAAGAAGUCAAAAUUCCAGAAGGAUUUGAUGUUCGUGUUUACACCGAGUCAGACAUAGUCAAAGUGGUCGGGUCUUCUAAAGCUUCUUUGUUUUCUGGAUACUCAUCUCGCUACUUUGGCUAUCUUGUAUCUAAUAAAAAGUACAUAAUAUCAAUCGAUGAUGACUGCAGCCCAGCCAAAACCAAAGAUGGUGAUUUAGUAGAUAUAGUCGCCUAUCAUCUUAACAACCUUAAAACACCCGCAACUCCUUUCUUUUUCAACACACUCUAUGACCCGUAUCAAAAGGGAUCCGACUUCGUUCGUGGGUACCCGUUUAGCUUACGUAGCGGGGUCCCGUGUGCUCUUUCGUGCGGUCUUUGGCUUAAUCUUGCAGACUAUGAUGCACCAACACAAGCGCUCAAACCAGAUAUGAGAAAUACUAGGUAUGUUGAUGCUGUUUUGACGGUACCGUUGAAGUCAAUGAUGCCGAUGAGCGGAGUCAACAUAGCGUUUGACCGAGAACUGGUGGGUCCUGCUAUGUUACCUGCUUUGAAGCUGGUGAAGGAAGGGAAAGUGAGGUGGGAAACGAUGGAGGAUGUAUGGUGCGGGCUUGUCGUGAAAACGGUUUGCGAUCACUUGAAACUGGGCGUGAAAAGUGGAAUCCCAUAUGUUUGGAGGAAUGAAAAAGGAAGUGCUAUUGACAGUUUAAAGAAAGAAUGGGAAGGAGUGAAGCUGAUGGAGGAUGCAGUGCCGUUUUUUGAGACAUUAAGGCUGUCUCGGUCGUCAGUGACGGCUGAGGAUUGUGUGGUGGAGAUUGCUGCUGCGGUGAAGGAACGGCUGGGAUCGACACAUGCGGUUUUUGUGAGUGCUGCUGAGGCCAUGGUCGAAUGGGUGAAGCUCUGGAAGGCGGUCCGGUCAUUGGAUCACUGAAAGGUAAUCAAGGAACUGGAAAUAUGUGGUUUUACUUUGAUGUUUAAUCUGUUGUACUUGAUGUUUACUUUGCUUCACCAUAUCCAAAUUUCAUUUUAUGUGGACUUGUGUUACAUGGUUUCGUGUAAUAAAAGCUUUUAUACACUGCUGUUGUCUC
Molecule: messenger RNA, 1549 nt
Organism: Helianthus annuus (common sunflower)
Lineage: Eukaryota; Viridiplantae; Streptophyta; Magnoliopsida; Asterales; Asteraceae
Product: probable UDP-arabinopyranose mutase 5
Exons: 3
Coding region: 346-1392 (348 amino acids)
Biological process (GO): plant-type cell wall biogenesis; UDP-L-arabinose metabolic process
Cellular component (GO): cytosol; Golgi apparatus
Molecular function (GO): UDP-arabinopyranose mutase activity
Source: RefSeq, a predicted model, not a curated record